This is a messenger RNA of Aspergillus melleus, 288 nucleotides long. It is a transcript of the gene fmn1, whose product is annotated as riboflavin kinase. The coding region runs from base 1 to 288 and encodes 95 amino acids. Gene Ontology annotation, cellular component: mitochondrion. Gene Ontology annotation, biological process: riboflavin biosynthetic process; FMN biosynthetic process. Lineage: Eukaryota; Fungi; Ascomycota; Eurotiomycetes; Eurotiales; Aspergillaceae. The record is from RefSeq and is a predicted model, not a curated record. The transcript has a single exon. Gene Ontology annotation, molecular function: riboflavin kinase activity.
AUGCCACCACUAUCGUCGCCCUCGCCCACGGCCACCGGGGAGUCCGGCCACGUGAAAUUCCAUAAGUUACCGGAUUUUUACGGUACCAACUUGAACCUGCUGAUCCUAGGAUACAUUCGUCCCGAGUACGACUAUGUGUCGUUGGAGGCCUUGGUGGAGGAUAUCCGGCUGGACUGCGAGGUCGCACGAGAGAGUCUGCAGCGACCGACGUAUGCCUGUUACUUAACCGGGGAGGGGGGUGGAUCGGAGACUGUGACGGAACAGCGCCGGUGGUUGACGGGGUUCUAA